Vespa mandarinia (Asian giant hornet) is the source of this 2079-nucleotide messenger RNA. RefSeq names its product pre-mRNA-processing factor 17. Gene Ontology annotation, biological process: mRNA splicing, via spliceosome. NCBI's taxonomy places the organism in Eukaryota, Metazoa, Arthropoda, Insecta, Hymenoptera, Vespidae. The record is from RefSeq and is a predicted model, not a curated record. Gene Ontology annotation, cellular component: catalytic step 2 spliceosome. Gene Ontology annotation, molecular function: mRNA binding; protein binding.
ACAUCUACAUAAGCAUUAACUGAUUCAAUGUGGUUUAUACAAAUUUACACAAGUUGGUUAGUGUUUAUGUUGGUUUAUGGUAUAUAUAAUAAAAACAAGAUUGUAUUUUGAUAUAAUUGAAUGGAAUGAAAAUCUAAAAAUAAAUGUAAAUAAUUUAUGUAUAUUUGUUUAUACAAUUCAAAGUAUGCUCGCUUUAAAAGAUUAUGGUAGUAGUGAUGGUGACAGUGAAUCUGAGAAUGAAAGUACUAUAGAUAAUAAUGAAGAGAAAAUUAAAGAUGAUAAAAAUAUAAAUGAUGAUUCUCCAAGAGAGUCAGUUUUUACUGGCAAAUCUAUAAGUUCUCUUGGACUACAAAUAUGUUCCGCGCCUGAAGUUGUUUCCACAGGAACAGAAUUAUGUGUAAAACAUAUAGAUUCUACUGCAUCUAUAGUUACCCAUAAUCCAAAGUAUGAGGAAUUAUUUGCUCCAGAUUUAGGUCCAGAAAAUCCUUUUAAAACUCAGCAACAACGAGCCGUGAAGAAUAUGCUCUCUGGUUAUGUCGAGAAAGCAUAUAUCAGUGAAUUUCAAUUUGAAAAUCAAAGAAGAACAUUCGCAAGUUAUGGUUAUGCUUUGGAUCCAACCGUUGAUGGUAGUGCAGAGGAGGGAAAAACUUUGAUCGGUGCAAAGGAAGCUGCUGAAGAAUCUGGUGGAAAAACAGUCUUUGAAAAUACAACGUUAAGGCCUUCGGAUAAAAGAAAAAGACAUAGAAAUAAUGAUCCAGCAGAUAUUGAAGGAUUUUUAGGUCCUUGGGGUGGUUAUAUAGAUGAAAGGCGAGUUGUCAAACCUACUCAAGAAGAGGCAGCAGAAUUAGAAGAAAUUUUAGCUAAAAGAAAUAAAAGAGGAAAACAAAUAGAGGAGAAACCACUCGAAGAGAAAACUGUAUUGCAUAUUAAAGAUAGUGUGGAUUAUCAAGGACGAUCAUUUCUACAUGCACCACAGGAUAUUGGUGUUAACUUGAGAUCAGAUUCACCGCCUGAACGAUGUUUUCUACCAAAAGCACACAUACAUACGUGGGAAGGUCAUACAAAGGGUAUUUCUCAAAUCAGAUGGUUUCCACGAACCGCCCACUUACUUCUUUCGUCUAGUAUGGAUUGUAGAGUUAAGUUGUGGGAAGUUUAUAAAGAAAGGCGAUGUGUUAGAACCUAUUAUGGACAUCGUCAGGCUGUACGCGACGUCAGCUUCGAUAAUGACGGAAAAAGAUUUCUUUCGGCUGGAUAUGAUCGUUACGUAAAAUUAUGGGAUACAGAAAGCGGUGCUUGUAUAAGUAGAUUUACAAGUAGAAAAAUACCAUAUUGUGCAAAGUUUAAUCCAGAUCCAGACAAACAACAUCUUUUUGUAGCAGGAACAAGUGAUAAGAAAAUUAUUUGUUGGGAUAUACGAUCAGGGGAGAUAACUCAAGAAUAUGAUAGGCAUUUAGGCGCAGUUAAUACAAUCACUUUUGUAGAUGACAAUCGUAGAUUUGUUACAACUUCCGAUGACAAAAGUCUUCGUGUUUGGGAAUGGGAUAUUCCCGUUGACAUGAAAUAUAUUGCUGAUCCUUCUAUGCAUUCUAUGCCAGCUGUGACACCAUCACCUAAUCAGAAAUGGUUAGCAUGUCAAAGCAUGGAUAACAAAAUUGUAAUAUUCUCAGCCUUAAAUAGAUUCAAAAUGAAUCGGAAAAAAACUUUUACUGGUCAUAUGGUUGCCGGCUAUGCAUGUGGCCUAGAUUUUUCUCCUGACAUGAGUUAUCUUGUAUCAGGAGAUGCAGAUGGAAAAUGUUAUAUAUGGGAUUGGAAAACUACGAAAUUAUAUAAAAAAUGGAAAGCACACGAUGGAGUGUGUAUUGAUGUUUUAUGGCAUCCACAUGAACCUUCGAAACUUGCAACAGCUGGGUGGGAUGGCAAAAUAAAAUAUUGGGACUAGUAUUCUAUAUUAAUAUGUAAAUCCUACCUCUUUAACGUUAUGCUAAUUAACGUGCGUAUGUGUCGUUAAUCAGGCAUCCAUUCAUACAUUAAGAUUGUACAUAUAGAAUUUGUAAUAAAUUCUUAAUUUUGCUUUAAAAA